This is a messenger RNA of Neltuma alba, 738 nucleotides long. RefSeq lists its product as uncharacterized. The coding region runs from base 73 to 366 and encodes 97 amino acids. The transcript has 4 exons. NCBI's taxonomy places the organism in Eukaryota, Viridiplantae, Streptophyta, Magnoliopsida, Fabales, Fabaceae. The record is from RefSeq and is a predicted model, not a curated record.
UUAGCACUCAUACUUCCUGUGAAGCUCAAGUAAAUUAUAUUUUUCUCGAGGUCUGUUCUCUUGCAGUUCAACAUGGUGCACAAAUCUCCCCCGCAACUGCUCAUCAUCCUUCUGGGUUUUUCACUUGUUAUCUCGUCUGUUGCUGUCCCAGCAAGCAGAAGCCUCUUGUCAAACGGGGAAGAAUUUUCAAGACUCUCAACCCAGGCAACACCGCUUCAGGGUUUGGUGGAUUUGAGGACUGGGGAAGAGACGACUGAGACGGGAGAAGAUCAGGUGAUAGUGGGAAGGAUGGAUUUGGAGAGUACAGACUAUCCAGGGACAGGAGCUAACAACCGUCACGAUCCAAGAACACCGGGAAGACCUUGAAUGAUCCACAAUUGUUCUUAGCAUCUCUGUAUGGGUUAUCUAUAAGACCUUAAGAAGCUUGUUUAAGAUUUGUUUAUUCUUGAUGCAGACUUUCCGUUAGUGGGUGAAUGUAAUUGUGUUUUAGCAGAGUUAGUCAGGUACUACGAAGAUCUUGAGGUGGCUUUCUGUGAUCUCAAUCUCCCAAAAUGUAAUGAAGUUUUUGGAAUAAGGAGACUUGCUUAUAGGAAGCAACGUCACAUGCCCGAAAAAUCAAGUCUGCCAGUUUCGACUGUUGAAUUUGGUGGGGGAUGGUGAAAUUCAAUGCAUUGCUUAGUUAUCCUGUCCGUCUGUGACUUUUCCAAUAAAAUAUAAAAUAGUAAUUGUGUUGCCAUC